AUGUACCUAUUAGAUCCAACAAUCUCUUGUUUUCUUCCUAUCAAAUUAUUGUUGACUGCUGAUAGGCCUAAUAGCCACUACUGUGUGCCAACAUGUAAGCCCGGAGCCUCCCCAAAAGUGGGUCGGGCCGAAUUAGCUCAUAGCCCAAUGCCUUGGAACAAGACCCAGUCGCUUGGAGACGUGACCAAUUCAAAGGUAGAAGUUAACAGUGAGCCCUGA
This is a messenger RNA of Ilex paraguariensis (yerba mate), 219 nucleotides long. The record is from the annotation of a GenBank genome assembly. NCBI's taxonomy places the organism in Eukaryota, Viridiplantae, Streptophyta, Magnoliopsida, Aquifoliales, Aquifoliaceae.